Poecilia latipinna (sailfin molly) is the source of this 4866-nucleotide messenger RNA. It is a transcript of the gene ppp2r2ca, whose product is annotated as protein phosphatase 2, regulatory subunit B, gamma a. The record is from RefSeq and is a predicted model, not a curated record. The transcript is spliced from 10 exons. NCBI's taxonomy places the organism in Eukaryota, Metazoa, Chordata, Actinopteri, Cyprinodontiformes, Poeciliidae. The coding region runs from base 473 to 1834 and encodes 453 amino acids. Gene Ontology annotation, cellular component: protein phosphatase type 2A complex. Gene Ontology annotation, molecular function: protein phosphatase regulator activity; protein binding.
GGAGGCUGCCAUGACAUCGGUGGAUGCUGCACAGGAUCACAUCCACAGCAUCGGCAGCAAGCGCUCCUCCAUCCACCUCGCCAUCCCUCCGUCUUUUCUCUCUCUUCUCCUCCUCUGCUUCUCCUCCUCAUACCACCAUCCUUGCUCCAUCCAUUCCUUUUCCCCUUCCCUCGACAGGAGCACACUGCAGCAGAGGGCCGUGUACACACACUCUCCAGCAGGAACAGCAGCAGCGGGCAGACUGACUCUCCAUUUACUUUGUCCUCCUCUUAAAACCCCAUUUUCUCCAUCCUCUUUUCUCCUCCUCACCCUUCUUCUCCGUCUUGCUGUCCGGUUUCCCAGGAUGCCUCGGUUCAGGAUGCUUCAGUAGGCCCCAGCAGCAUGGGCGGAGCCUGGGCGGGAAGAGAGAUUACAGAUUGGACCCUUCCCCUCAGGACGGGCGAACUGGCGGGCCACCCUCCCUCUUCUUCAGAUGGGCGAGGACGCUGAGAGCCCCAAAAUCAACCACACCUUCCUGAGAGACUACGUCACAGAAGCCGAUGUCAUCUCUACAGUGGAAUUCAACCAAACAGGGGACCUGCUGGCAACAGGGGAUAAAGGUGGCCGAGUGGUCAUCUUUCAAAGAGAAACCGAGUCCAAGGGCGUUUCAGAGGAGGCAGGUGAGGUGGGGGACUCGGGAGAGUACAACGUCUACAGCACGUUUCAGAGUCACGAACCUGACUUUGAUUACCUGAAGAGUCUGGAGAUAGAGGAGAAGAUCAACAAGAUCCGAUGGUUGCCGCAGCAGAAUGCCGCACAUUUCCUGCUUUCCACCAAUGAUAAAACCGUCAAACUGUGGAAGGUCAGUGAGAGGGACAAGAGACCAGAAGGAUACAAUCUGAAAGAUGAGGAGGGACGAAUCAAGGAUGUUUCCACCAUUACCUCUCUGAGGGUGCCAGUGCUGAAGCCAACAGAUCUGAUGGUAGAAGUUCGCCCCAGGCGGGUGUUUGCAAAUGGACACACAUACCACAUCAACUCCAUCUCCGUCAACAGCGAUGGGGAGACCUACUUGUCUGCUGAUGACCUCCGCAUCAAUAUGUGGCAUCUGGACAUCACUGAUCGUAGUUUCAACAUUGUAGACAUCAAACCUGCCAACAUGGAGGACCUGACAGAGGUGAUCACAGCAGCAGAGUUCCACCCUCACCACUGCCAUCUGUUUGUGUACAGCAGCAGCAAGGGGACCCUGCGCCUCUGUGAUAUGAGGGCCUCGGCUCUCUGUGACAGACAUACCAAACUUUUUGAGGAGCCUGAAGAUCCCGGAAGCCGUUCAUUCUUCUCAGAGAUUAUUUCCUCUGUGUCGGAUGUUAAGUUCAGCCAUAGUGGGCGCUACCUGCUAACAAGAGAUUACUUGACUGCUAAGGUGUGGGACUUGAAUAUGGACAAAGGCCCAGUUGAAACCUACCAAGUCCACGAAUACCUGAGGAGUAAACUGUGUUCCCUCUAUGAGAAUGAUUGCAUCUUUGAUAAAUUUGAAUGUGUCUGGAACAGCUCAGACAGUGUGAUCAUGACGGGGGCGUACAACAGCUUUUUCCGGAUGUUCGAUCGGGAGACUGGCCGGGGCGUUACCCUGGAGGCAUGGAGGGAGAACAGCAAGCCUCGGGCUGUGCUGCGGACGCGCCGGGUGUACACGGGCGGGAAGCGACGCCGUGGGGACGUAGGCGUCGACAGCCUGGACUUCACAAAGAAAAUCCUGCACAUGGCCUGGCACCCUGAGGAGAAUAUAAUUGCUAUUGCAGCCACCAACAACCUAUACAUCUUUCAGGAUCGUGUCAAUCCCGACGCGCAGACGCAGUAGCAGGAAUGCAGACACAAACUUGAAACAGUUUCAGUGUUUAAGGAGUGCAUGUGAGAGAUGCAGCCUCUGAAAAUGGGGGUUUAUCCUUAAUGACUAAAUAGCAGACUGAUUAUUGAUCUAAAUGAAGUUAAUAACUGAGGAAUGGCGUCUAAUAGUUUUUUUUCGGCCCUGAGAUGUGCUCAUGUCUCGAGGGGCAAUUGGGACUUCAUUUUUUUUGCUGCACUCUACUCCCACUUUUCCAAGAUGUUUGUGUAUUUUCCUUCUGCAGAAGCAGUGAAGAAGGUGCAGGGACACCUCUCCAUCUGCAAUGACUCAGUGCUGUUAAUCACACAGUGUUGCACUGCUCACUAAUCUACUCUUUUACACAUAGAACGGAAAGCGCUUCAGUACAGAAAUGUGUGAUGCUCCUGACAUAACUGGAUGACUUUACAAGACAUUGCAUUCAAGAUUUUUUUUUUUUAAUGUGGAAUGUUAGGAAUGGUGUAAGUGAAUGUUUCUUUGCAAUAUCUUUAUUUUCUCUGCUGAGUAACAACAGCGAUUGAUACUCUCCUUUAGAGCAGUGCUCUUGGAGAUUAUACACAUAAUUCAUACAUGAUCUGUUCACAUUGAGAUUAUAUCACCAACAACAGUUCAGCGGUACUCCUGCUAUAAAACAUGAUCAUUUUCCUUAGGCAGGUAACAUAUGUACACUUUUUACAGUUAGCUGUAUAUAUCUGUGUUGAUUUCUUAAAAACAGUACCUCUUUGCUUCAAACAGAUUUUGUUGUGUACACUGUAAAUGAGCAUCUCAUGCAGAAAAGUUACGAUAUCCCAACAUGGUUAUUAUUGUGUAGCAAUACAUUCAAAGUUUUGGAUGGAGGAGAGGGCUUGGUGAAUCAAGUAUAAUGCAACUCUUAGUCUUUUGUUGUGUUUCCUACUUAUGCCCAGAUAAAGGCUGAUGAUAUUCAAACAAAUAGUGCCCUGCGAAAGUGUUCAGGUACCUUAACAUUUUUAUAUUUCGUCAUGUCACAACCGCUAUCGUCAAUGUUUUGUGAAAAGUCAGCACAAAGCGAUGCAUGUCUAUAAAGUGAAAGGUAUGGGGUUACAUGGUUUUUAUUUUUUAUUUUUUUUUAAAUCAGCCGUUUUGAAUCCAUGCUUUGAAGAAGCAUUUUUGCUUCAAUUAUAGGUGUAAGUGUAUCUAUGCCAGCCUUGCACAUCAACAAACUUACAUUUUUGCCAAUUUUUUCUGUGCUUCAACUUAUUCGGAUGGUAAAAAGAGUUUUUUUGAGUCCUCUCACAGAUAUUCAACUGGACUUAAUUCUUUGACAGAGCCGUUUUAGCAGAAAUUUACUUUCAACUAAACCAUUCUAAGAAGGCUCUGUUUGUUUUUUUAGGGUAAUUUUACUGCCGUAAGGUGGGCCUCCACCUCAGGCUGAAGUCUUUUACAGCCUGAGGUUUUCUUACAGGAUUGCCCUGUAUCUGACUCUUGCCUGUUUUUGCGUCCAACAUUUUACACAAAGGCCGAAAAGUUCACUUUUGGUCUCAUGUGACGCAACCCCAGUUUUUCAUAUUUGUUGUGUCCCCUACAUUGUUUGCGCCAAAGUGCAAACAGAACUUCUUAUGGCUUGGUCAGAUAUCUUGUAUAGGUUUAGAGUUUUAGAUAAUACUCUUCACAUCUCAAUAGGAUGUCCAAAGCUUGGUUUACCUUGCUUUAAACUUCUUUACUACUGACAUCUUUGGUAUGUUUCUUAGUUGUUUCUUGGUCUUUCUCAUGCUGUUUAUUCUCUCUAACAACCCUCUGUGGCCUUCACAGAGCAAUUGGAUUUUUCCUGAGAUUCCACUGCACACAGAUGGAGUGUAAUUAUUGAUUAGAUAAGUUCUGAAGGCAUUUGACAGCACUUUGUUUCACUUAAGAGUAUAAAAGGAAAUGGUUUUGAUAUAAAUGGACAUCUGACUAAUUAUUUUUAAUUGUAUAUAUUUUUGAAAACCAUGCAUCUUAUUCUGCUCAUUUCAGACUCAUGCACUAUGUUGUGUUGUUUCUUCACUUGCAGAGAAGUGUGUGGGUGUAAGAUGACAAAUUGAUGAAAAAGUUCAAGGUUUAUGACUACUUUGGCAAACUACUGUGAAUAAGACAAAAAUGUAACUGUAAUGUGUGAAAAUCAAAAUGAGCCUUGUUCAUUUUAUAAUGGAGAAGCACAUUUUAAAAAGGGAUCUCACAAUCAAGAAAAACUUGCACAUUGUUUAUCAAAGAAGAAAAAGAAAAACCCUGACUCAGCUGUAUCCAAGCUGAAAACUGUUUUGUUCUCAUUAUUAGUGUGCUCGAGGGUCAGAGGUCAUCAUCAGUGCAAUAGCUCAUUGUAUGCAUCAUUGAAAGAUCAUUACUGUCCAAAAACUUAUUAUAAUGUAAAUUUAUCAUAGUGUAUCACAGGAAUUAUUGUUGUCAUAGCUGAUACCUCACAGUGCCGGUUGCUGCUCUGGGUUGCGACAAAUGAAAGCUAUAGGUGUGGAAUGGUUUUAUUUCUUAGGGUGCAGUACAUUGUUCUCAAGUGACCUUGGUCCUGACAAGAUUAUUGAGCUGUCUGCAUGUUGACCAUAUAUGGAGGAGAAACAAAAUUAUUGCAGAAGUGGUGAACAAUUUUGGAUCUUUUGAAACCUGAGCUUUGAAUGGGCAACAGUUUCUCACAUCUGUCAGUACAUUUACUGUUUCUGUUUCUGACUAAGGACACAAAUGUGCAUUACAUGUUUUUUUUGUUUUUGUUUUUUUUAAUUGCAGCUCAACACAAAUGUGAGAAAACGCACACAAAAUGGCUUAAGUUGUCAUUGAGUGACUUGAAAAUCUGUCAUACCCACCGCCAUUCAGCUGGGAGAGACAUUAAGUUCAGAGUCACAGCAGCACCAUCAGCAGCAGCAGCAGCAUGUUACCAUUACUCAGUGCUUCUUAUGUGUAUAUCUAUCAUACUAAAAAAAAAUAAAAUAAUAAAAGAUGUAAAUGUACAAAAACCUUAUUCAUGGAUGAAAGGAAUGUGCAUUAAUAAAACUAUCUGAAAACAUGUC